Messenger RNA from Psilocybe cubensis, 621 nucleotides. RefSeq lists its product as uncharacterized. The transcript is spliced from 7 exons. Gene Ontology annotation, cellular component: nucleus. NCBI's taxonomy places the organism in Eukaryota, Fungi, Basidiomycota, Agaricomycetes, Agaricales, Agrocybaceae. The record is from RefSeq and is a predicted model, not a curated record. Gene Ontology annotation, molecular function: histone H4 acetyltransferase activity; protein N-terminal-serine acetyltransferase activity; histone H2A acetyltransferase activity. The coding region runs from base 1 to 621 and encodes 206 amino acids.
AUGCUCACCUCUUCGCCAGCAGUUAAAUCUGCCAACAAAGCUUCUACAUCUACACUUGCUCGCUCAGUUAGCGCCUCAUACGAUAUCCCAUCUCUUUCUCCAUUGCUCCAAGUUCUCCACUCGAGUCAUCUUAACCAAAAUCAGCGGGAUUCGGUAUGGAGGGUGUUUGAAGAUAAUAUGUAUUCAUUAUACGAAAACUCCUCUUUUGGCUGGGAUCCCGAUUCGAAACGUAAAGAGCUAUUCGACAAGCUUUCCCGUUUCAUUCUUGUCUACAAGGAAGGCAGCACUGAGCUUCUGGCCUUCGUCAUGUUUCGAUUUGAGUUUGAGGUGGACGAAGAUGUAAUAUACUGGCAAGUUGCAUCCUCUGCUCAAGGAGUGAGCCUCGGUCGACGACUCAUAGGCGAGCUAGAGACACUGUGCAGAAUGUACAAGAUGAAGAAGAUCAUGCUUACUGUGUUGAAGGCAAAUUCCAGAGCGUUGGAAUUUUACAAAGCCGUGGGUUUUACUAUGGAUCCCACCUCACCUGGUUAUGUGGACAGUGAUGCAGAGGAAGAGUCAGAAUCUGGGUCAGAGCAAGAAAUUGUUGACUAUGAGAUAUUGUCUAAAUUGAUCCUUCCUUGA